This is a messenger RNA of Eleginops maclovinus (Patagonian blennie), 1425 nucleotides long. Its product is annotated as claudin-4-like. The transcript has a single exon. NCBI's taxonomy places the organism in Eukaryota, Metazoa, Chordata, Actinopteri, Perciformes, Eleginopidae. Gene Ontology annotation, molecular function: structural molecule activity. Gene Ontology annotation, cellular component: plasma membrane; bicellular tight junction. Gene Ontology annotation, biological process: cell adhesion; bicellular tight junction assembly. The coding region runs from base 114 to 746 and encodes 210 amino acids. The record is from RefSeq and is a predicted model, not a curated record.
CCUGUAAGUGAGGCAGCCACAGUCAACUUCUCCUUUAAGUGGGCAAUAAAAACCUCCACCGGUUCCUUCGUCGGCCUCACAGUAAAUAACUCUCUUCAACACAGAGCUUCAUCAUGGUGUCCAGUGGAAGACAGAUUCUGGGUUUUGUCCUGGCUAUCAUCGGUUUUUUGGGGAGCAUCGUAAUCUGCGCUCUGCCAACCUGGAAGGUAACAGCCUUCAUUGGUGCCAACAUCGUCACUGCUCAGGUGAUCUGGGAGGGUUUGUGGAUGAACUGUGUGACCCAGAGCACAGGCCAGAUGCAGUGCAAGGUCUACGACUCUCUCCUGGCUUUACCUCAAGACCUUCAGGCCGCCAGAGCACUCGUCAUCAUUGCUAUCAUUGCCGGCUUCUUUGGGAUAAUUCUUGGCAUGGCAGGGGGCAAGUGCACCAACUUUAUUGAGGACGAAACGGAAAAGUGCAAAGUGGCCAUCGCUUCAGGAAUCAUCUUUAUCAUCGCAGGCAUCAUGGUGCUUAUCCCCGUCUGCUGGAGUGCCAACACCAUCAUCCGUGAUUUCUACAACCCCGUCAUGACCAAUGCUCAGAGGAGGGAGCUGGGGGCCUCGCUCUACCUCGGCUGGGCCUCCGCAGGGCUGCUGUUCCUGGGUGGGGGGCUCCUCUGCAGCUCAUGUCCCCCCAGAGUUGAGAAGGAUUACGAUGUGAAGUACGCCAAGGCUCGCUCUGAGCACAGCAGCAAGGCCUACGUUUAGAUCUUCAGCGGGAAGUAGAAUUGGGACAAUCUGUUUAAAAGAAAUAAGAGUUUAUAAAUGUUUCCCCUUCUGUCCCAUGACGUUAUUUCAGCCACAAUGUUUAUAAUGUGGUUGAAGGAAUUUUGCAGGAUGACGGUGUGGCUAUAGCCUGGGUUUUUAUCAUUUUGGCGCAAGUUUUUGUCUUUUGAAAGUUUAGAAUACUUAGUAUUUCUCUAUAUGUGAAUACACACCAGUAUUUACACUUUCACACAAUUUUAUAUUGUUUGUUUGUGAAUAAUUUCACAUGUUCUCUAUUAAAACGUUUUUUUUUUAAACAUCAGCUAUAUAUUAAAGCUGCCUGUGUAUUAAAUGUUUUGUGUCUACCCCUUCUAGAUCCAACUAGACUAUUGAUGAUUAUAUGACUGAUUCACAACAUCUGUCUAAGUUAUGAAUGUGUUGCGAUUUUAUCUCUGUAUUAAUGUAUACCAUUUAAAUCUAAGUCAUUUAUAAGACACAUGAUGUCGAGAUGUGAGCAUGAGAGAGGGUGUUGUUUUUUUUAUUUAUGACAAGUGCCAAAAAAACUUGCUGAGCAGUGGAUCUGGUUUUUCAAGUGUUCAUGACAGGAUCCUUGUAAACAGGUUGUGUGAAAAUGUGUGCUUCCAGGCAAAGAAACAUGAAUAAACAAAGAAACUGAGUCAUA